This is a messenger RNA of Peromyscus eremicus (cactus mouse), 1483 nucleotides long. It is a transcript of the gene Nxph2, whose product is annotated as neurexophilin 2. Gene Ontology annotation, molecular function: signaling receptor binding. Lineage: Eukaryota; Metazoa; Chordata; Mammalia; Rodentia; Cricetidae. Bases 540 to 1325 code for a protein of 261 amino acids. The record is from RefSeq and is a predicted model, not a curated record. The transcript has 2 exons.
CUGCCCUCGCGCCUUUCUGGGACCCUGAGUAACCUUCCCCACAAAUUUCCUGAGGGCUGUCAUUGAGCAUCUUUCUUGCAUCAAUCCAGGGAGAACCCAUCCGCCUCACUAGCCCAGAGCCAGAGCUGCUCUGGGCGCCCGGCACUAGGUACCGUUAACUGCCGGUCACUGGGCGGGGCACGCUCCUGUCUGUGCAGAACUCUGCGCCCAGCUCCAGAGCCACAGGCUCUGGCUGUCCCGCAUCCAGUACAGUCGCGAUCAUAGUCCCCCUGGCCCCCAAACCCUCAGCCCCCUAGCCUCUCACCCCAGAGGCACAGCGCGCCCUGAGAGAGCGUACUGGAACCCUGCAGCUCGGCGCACUUUCUUGUCACUCCAAAGAGGCACCAGGCGCGCCUACCCCACCUCCCUCCCGCCGCUCCAGCUGGCCUCUCCGCCCACCGACCACUAGGUCCCCGGCGUCUUUGGCUCUCAAUUCGAAGUGGAGAUGCGCGAGAGGCUGGCGAGGGCGCGCAGCUCCUGAGAUCGCGCCAGCUGGCACCAUGCGCCUGCGGCCGCUGCCCCUCGUCGUAGUCCCCGGCUUGCUACAGCUGCUCUUUUGUGACAGUGAAGAAGUGAUACACACCACAGAGGGUGUAGACUGGGAAGACAGAGAUGUUCCAGGAGCAUUGGUUGGAAAUGUGGUACACUCACGGAUUACCAGUCCUCUGCGUCUAUUUGUUAAACAGCCUCCAGGUCCAAAGCCUGCAUAUUCAGACAGCAUGGAAAAUUUUUGGGAUUGGCUGGCUAACAUCACGGAGAUUCAGGAGCCACUGGCAAGAACUAAAAGACGGCCAAUAGUGAAAACAGGAAAAUUUAAGAAAAUGUUUGGGUGGGGUGACUUCCAUUCUAACAUUAAAACUGUCAAACUUAACCUGCUCAUCACAGGGAAAAUUGUUGACCAUGGAAAUGGAACGUUCAGUGUUUAUUUCCGACACAAUUCAACAGGCCUGGGCAAUGUUUCCGUGAGCUUGGUACCGCCCUCUAAAAUAGUGGAAUUUGAAGUAUCCCCUCAGUCUACCUUGGAGACCAAGGAAUCCAAAUCUUUCAACUGCCGUAUUGAGUAUGAAAAAACAGAUCGGGCAAAGAAGACCGCUCUGUGCAAUUUUGACCCAUCCAAGAUCUGCUACCAGGAGCAGACUCAGAGCCAUGUGUCCUGGUUAUGUUCUAAACCGUUUAAGGUCAUCUGCAUUUACAUUGCCUUUUACAGUGUUGAUUAUAAACUUGUGCAAAAGGUUUGUCCUGACUACAAUUACCAUAGUGAGACGCCAUACUUAUCUUCUGGAUGAAUCUUUUCUCAGUAAUAGAAACAAAAUACUCAUGUCAAUUUACUUUAAAUGCCCAAGAAACAGGCCCAGCUCACCACGGCAAAAGAUCUCUUUUAUUUCUGGCAGUGGACUACAAUUCCUUGUCCAGUUUCCAAAUUAAAUAUAAAUAUAUAGAGAUA